AUGCGAAAAUCAGCUUCAUAUACCUGCACUAGGUGCUUAAGUGCCCUCAAACCGAUUACUUGGAUUCCACAACGCCCGGCAUUCUCUGCGCGACUGGCCCUGGGGUCACGAAGUAUUUCUACAUGCAAAAAUGGGGCGAACUUACAUGGGAGCCAGGAUACAAAUCAGAAGCCGUUGGGCAGGAGGGCAGCUUCAUCGAUAGGGCAGACGAGCAAGAACGAGCGGUUCGAGUUUGGAGCGCCAGGAGGACCAGAAGCGACCCCGGGAGACACGAGAGAAAGCAGACCUCUUUUGAUGCCCAACAACCUCUUCCACCCCUUUUCGAGCUCGCCAUCUCCCGAGAUUAGACGAAGAGCUGCGUUUAUAAGGCAGAAUGCCUACUGCCCGCACCCCGAUCACCAUCAGACUCGUCUGCCCAUGAACCCGAGCGAUCAUGAGGCGCGAAAAUCAGUCAAAGGACCGCUGCCGCCCGCGCAUGUGGACUUCGAAUGUCCAGAUUGUGGGAUACCCGUAUCUUGCUCUGAGGAGCACUGGGCAGACGAUUACGAAGCGCAUUUGGAGAUUUGCGAUACAUUGAGAGAGAUCAACGAGGACGAUCAUGAUCUGCGAUCUGGUCGAUUCUUUCCAGAAUUUGAGUAUCCAGGUGAUCAAAUUGAGGAAGCUAUGGUCAACAUGACAAACUGGGACACGUUUUUGUUCUCGAGAGAAUUCCAGGCUAUAAACGACGAGAGAAGUUUGCGGCAAGCAACAAGGCUGUUGACAUAUCCUGUUACAAUUGGCAGUAUAUUGCACGAGUUGAGUCCAUACAACAUAAAGAAAGGAGGGAGGUUGACUGUGGAGGGCCUAAAGAGUUUGAGCGCUUUGAGAUAUUCGCUGCAUCCCCCUCGAUCUGGAGGCGAUGCUACCAUCAAGGGACUUAAGCUCAGUCCACCGCCGAUGAGGAUCUUCAUUCUGGGCGCUCGUGCCGAGUCGUCUCUGCCACGAGAAGUCUGGGUGCAAUUGACCCAUCUCUUUCCUCGCGUUGCCUUCCACAUUGUUUUCAUCGGACCUGAAAGUAUGGCGAACAGAGAUGCCGAGUUCCCGCUCCCGCAGCGAACUCCAGAGAACCCUUAUGGAGCUGUUGUUGAGGACCGUAUCACGCACCACAUGAAAAUCAGCACCUAUGUUGAUUACUACCACACACUCCACGAAGCUGGUCACUUUUACCCAUACGAUCCUUACUUUGAUUGCUUCAUGCUUUUCCACCCAGGACUUGGACACCCGGCCAGCUCCCACGAAUGGGAGGAGACAAUCCCGCAGUUACUGCAGACCAAGGUUCCGAUCCUCGUCACUGGUUACACUCAGUACGACAUGGAGAGAGAUAUCGAUUGGGUCAAGAAGAAGGUAGGAGGCGAGAUGGAUAUGUUGAUGGAACCAGGCGAGAACCGCUUCCGAAGUUUGAGAUGGGACCUCAACGAUCUGGAUCCCCAGGAUAUCAGUUGUGGUAAUUGGGGAGUCUGGGCAUUCAGAGGAAAGAGAUACGAGACAACAAGAAAAGAUUCCGAGCCGUGA
This is a messenger RNA of Drepanopeziza brunnea f. sp. 'multigermtubi' MB_m1, 1551 nucleotides long. RefSeq lists its product as uncharacterized. Gene Ontology annotation, biological process: mitochondrial respiratory chain complex IV assembly. Lineage: Eukaryota; Fungi; Ascomycota; Leotiomycetes; Helotiales; Drepanopezizaceae. The record is from RefSeq and is a predicted model, not a curated record.